This is a messenger RNA of Procambarus clarkii (red swamp crayfish), 4690 nucleotides long. NCBI's taxonomy places the organism in Eukaryota, Metazoa, Arthropoda, Malacostraca, Decapoda, Cambaridae. The record is from RefSeq and is a predicted model, not a curated record.
CUAACAACAACGUCCCCAAGUGGCCAACACCGGCAGUACUUAUAACCUGUUGACUGGAUGCUCGCGUUACCUCACACAGCCGUCAGCAUGGCUGCUACCUACUGGGUCUUUCCUCAACUGCUGAUAUGGCUCCUGGCUCUAGUCCAAGUCUGUCCAGGAGGCUACGUGGUGACGGCGCCGCAGCGAUGGUCUGGCGGGCUGGGCCAGGUGUGUGUGGUGGUCACAGACCCAGUGGCACCGUUUGGCCGCCUCUCCCUCACACUGACGGCUCCUGACCCAAACACCUCUCGUAACAUCACGCUCAAUAACCCUACCACAAUAGACAUCCCUCCAGGGAGGUGGUCGACUUGUGUGAAUGUGAGCGUGAAGGCUGAUGGUGCGUCCAACACAGGAGAGCUGAUGGUAGAGGGGCAGAUUAGUGGGGCGAGAGUGAAGCACGCCGCCUCCGUCACUUUCACCUCCACCCGCUACGUCACCUUCAUACAGACGGACAAGUACCUCUACCAGCCUGGUGACACCGUCCGCUUCAGGAUACUUACCGUCUUCGGUCCCUUCUUCAAGGUGUCGACACAGUGGUACCCGGUGGUGUGGCUGGAGGCGCCGUCUGGGACCCGUGUGGCGCAGUGGACACGUGUUGACAACACGGGCGGCCUCGUCCACUUGGUCUUCACCCUCGCUGACGAGCCCCAGCAGGGGCUGUACACUAUAUUUGUCAAGACAGAGGAAGCACAAGCACAGACAAACUUCAUGGUAGAGAAGUAUGUCCUGCCUCGCUUUGAGGUGACGGUGACGCCGCCCCGGUACCUGCUGGCCUCCGACGCCAGCCUCGCCCUCACUGUCUGCGCCAGGUACACCUUCGGGCAGCCUGUGCGGGGCGGCCUCAGGCUGGAGGUGACCAACGGGCUCUCCAGGAAGUGUCGGGCCAGCCUCGUCAAGACGGCUCCAAUACAAGGGUGCAGAGAGGUGGUGGUGAAGGCAGAGGAGCUGCUGCUGGAGGAGUGUGGAGCGUAUAGUGUGACGGGGGAGGCGACGGUGACGGAGGCCGGGACGGAGGUGACGGCGGUGGGCACCACCACUCUUGCCGUCUCGCGGUCACCAGUCGUCUUCACUACACGCUACAAAGACCAGUAUAUGAAGCCAAAUCUUCCCUUCACUGUCCAGGUGGCAGCAGAGUUGCCUGACGGGACGCCGGCUGCAGGAGUGAAGGUGGAGGCGUGUGCUGCCGGAGUGUGCACUAACUUGUCCGCGGCCCUGGAUGGCUCCAUCACACUCGUUCUGCCAUCAUACAAGGCUAACAGGAUCUUUAUGAAGACGUUAAUGUGCAGUGCCAGGACAGACUCUUCAGAGUACUGGGUGGACAUAGCGCACUACGUGUCUCCCUCCAACUCCUCCCUACUGAUACACGCCCCUGGCGGCCGUCUCCGCUGCCUCUCCGGCUCCAGCCUUACACACCAUCUCCCCGUCAUGUUCUCUGCCACUAACCUCACCCGCGCCUUCAUUAAUGUUCAGGUCGUAUCCCGCGGCCGGAUACAGUACUGGAAGACGGAAGAGUACGCUCUAGUGCCAGGUGUCCUGCCCAUCAGUGUGGCGCACCUGGUGGGCCCUCUGCUGCCCUCUCCCCCGCACACUGUGAGGGGGCUGCUACACCUGCCCAUCACACUCCCCUAUACCGCCUCGCCUAGAGUCAGUGUGUUGGUGUGGUACCGGAGGGAGGACGGGGAGGUGGUGGCGGACACCAGGCAGCUGGAGGUGGACAAGUGCCUUGCGAGCGGUGUCAACCUCGCCUGGUCGUCGGCUACGGCACAGCCACGAGACACCACCACACUCGCCAUCUCCUCGGCUCCACUCUCUCUCUGUAGCGUCGGUGUUGUGGACAGAAGCACGGAGCUGCUGGACAAAAGGGAUGAUACCAUCACCGUGGACAAAAUAUUUGAGCUCGUAAAUGACUACGAAGCCUAUCCGUGGGUCAUCGGUCAAGAUGACUGUAUAAAACAAGGGGACAUAAACACAGGUGCAAGGUUGAAACGGAUAAUCCCGAAUUCUAUUAGAUUUCCCAUCUGGCCCUUCCCAAGAGCCAGCAAGUAUGUUGACGCCCUCCAGAUGUUCCAGAUUGCUGGAUUGCAUGUCUUCUCAGAUCUGAAGCUGGUAGCCAGGCCCUGCGAAUACCAAGACGAUUACAUAAUCCCGUUUUAUGAUGGAGUCGCUAGGCUUGGAGGUGGCGGUGGUGCAGCGCCGGCCGCCCCCAGGACCCACUUCCCAGAGACGUGGCUCUUUGACAUCUUCCUUCUCCCGUCCUCUGGUAAGAGGGUGAAGGUGCUGGAGGUCCCGGACACCAUCACACAGUGGGUGGGGAAGGCUGUGUGCGUCACCCCGGGGAUGGACGUCGGACUCUCCCUACCAGCCAACCUUACGACAAUUAUGCCUUUCUUCUUAGACUUGACCAUCCCGCCCUCCGUCAAGCGUGGCGAGGUCCUCCCUGUAAAGAUCUCCGUUUUCAAUUACCUAAACAGAGCAUUACCGGUGCGGGUAAGGAUGGAGGAGAGUAGAGAAUACCAAGUAGUGGGUGGCGGCGUCCAGGAGGGCGUGUGUGUGGCCGCCCAGGACAUGGCCGUCGUCACCAUCAGGCUCAACAUGCUUGCCCUCGGUGACGUCAAAAUAAACGUGUCCGCACACGUAGACAACACUAUUCCUGGUUCCUGUGGCUCCAGGGAUACGCCCAUAAAAAGUGAUGCAGUAGUGAAGGCCAUCAAGGUGGACGCUGAAGGCUUCCCCAGAGAGAAGACUUGGACAUCUUACCUGUGUUCUCAAGGUAACAGUAGCGGGCGGCGGGAGGUGGCGUGGACGGUGGGUGCAGCAGAGGCGGCGGUGGUGGACGGGUCUGCCAGAGCCUGGGUCACCAUCGGGGGCCUCCUCGUCCUCUCGCUCCAGAACCUGGGUAACCUGGUCCGCCAGCCGUCUGGGUGCGGGGAACAGAAUAUGGUCAACUUUGCUCCCAACAUCUUCAUUCUCCAGUACCUUAAGGCCACCGGGCAGGACACGCCAGAGGUCACGGACAGACUUGUAAGAUUUAUGACUACAGGUUACCAGCGGGAGUUGUUGUACCUGCGUGACGACGGCUCCUUCAGCGUCUUCGGCAGAGCUGACGAGUCCGGCUCCACCUGGCUCACGGCUUUUGUGCUAAAGUCCUUCGCUCUGGCUAGACCCUUCAUACUGGUGGACGAGAAGGUCUUGAACAAGUCUCGCUCGUGGCUUGGGCGCGCGCAGGGUCCUGACGGCUGCUUCGUCCCUCUCGGCAUGGUCAUUCAUAAGGAAAUGAAGGGAGGUAUUGGUGGAAAAAACUCUUCUGUUCCUCUGACGGCGUAUGUAAUGAUAUCCCUGCUGGAGGCCGGCGAGGACCUCCACAGCCCGACUGUCUUGUCUGCUGCCGGGUGCUUGGCUGGCGACUCCUCUCUCUCGCCCUACACUCUAGCACUCAAGGCCUACGCUCUGACCUUGGCCCGCUUGCCUGCUGCACAGACUGCACUGCAAGAGAUCCUCGACCAAGCAGUUGUCACAAAGGAUUACAUCUACUGGGAGUUGCCAAGCAGUCGAGGGAGGAAUCUGGCGGUUGAGGUGGAGACUGCUGGUUACGUAGUCUUGAGUAUGAUGUCACUCUAUGCAGAGUGCUUCUUUCAACACUCUACUAAAAUCGUCCAAUGGCUAAUGGCACAGAGGAAUGGACAAGGCGGAUUCUUUUCUACUCAAGAUACAGUGGUCGCUCUACAGGCCCUUGCUAGCUACGAAUCUCGCCUGCGUCCUGGCCCCGUCAGUGUGGUAGGCAGAGUGAAGGCCAACCUUCUCUCUUACGACUUCGCAGUAAACGACUCUAACCAGCUGGUGGAGCAGCGGGUGACGCUGCCCAUCAUCCCUACCAACGUUAGCAUCACCGUAGACGGUCAUGGAUGUACCGUACUUCAGGCAGUGCUGAGGUACAAUGUUGCUCACCCUGCACCUAGUGACGUCUUCAACAUGACCAUCGUAACCGCGGCAGACUACGCUUCUGGCUGCGUUACUCAGAACAUCUCGGCCUGCGUGGCGUACGUCGCCUCAGACGCCGCCUCCGGCAUGGUGGUCGUAGAGGUGAACCUCGUCUCCGGCUAUGUUCCAGUCACGUCGUACUUGUCUCUCCUUAACACCGGUGUCAAGCGGUACGAGGCAGAGGGCAGUAGGGUAUCCUUCUACCUUGAGCAGGUGACGGCGAGGGCGAGGUGCGUGACGGUGGUGGCGAGGCGGGAGGUGGCGGUGGGGGGCGUGAAGCCCGCCACUGUGCUUCUCUAUGACUACUACAACCCACACUUCUCCCUCAGCCAGGAUUACCGCCUGAUUGCUGCCGAAGACUGCGAGUGAGGCGUUGUGCCCAACAUGGUUCACUUGUCAUCCAGAACGACGUUAAUGUGCAGUGUGAGGCGGAGGUGCUCGCAGCCUCGCCCACGCCACACUUCUCAUUAUUUACAUAAUCUGCCUGUAACGUGAUUCACUGACUGUAGCAAACGUGAGAAAUAUUGUAUUCAGAGUUUCGAAAAUCUGAGAAUGGAGUAAAGUUUAGGCAGCUUUUACUAGCCAAAUAUUCGACGACUGCAGGCUUGUAUAUAAUACUCUAAUAAUUUGCACCCGUUUGUACCACUGUUCUUCAAAUAAAAAUAACAAAUAA